Molecule: messenger RNA, 1593 nt
Organism: Solanum stenotomum
Lineage: Eukaryota; Viridiplantae; Streptophyta; Magnoliopsida; Solanales; Solanaceae
Exons: 3
Coding region: 1-1593 (530 amino acids)
Molecular function (GO): zinc ion binding
Source: RefSeq, a predicted model, not a curated record
AUGUUAAAUGAUGAAUUUGAUGAUGUGGACAUGAAUAAUCACGAUGCUGAAAUUGGAAAAGAUGACGUUCCGGACUUUGAGAGCCACAAUCCUCAUACACCUAUUGUUGGCAGCAACAUUCCAUGUUCUUCUCAAUCAUCACGUGUGAAUAAUGUUCGAGAUGAUGAAACCAAUUUUUAUAAGGGAAUGACAUUCAAGAACAAGGAAGAACUGGCAAAUUCAUUGAAAAUUGCUUGCUUGAAAAAAGAUUUUAGACUGAAAAAGGUGAUCAAUUCUCGUAAUGUGUUUUCUUUUAAAUGUUCAUAUCCGGAGUGCAAUUGGUGGCUGAGGGCUGUGAAAUUUACAAGUAGCGACAGGUUUCCCAAUGGUAAAGGCUCAUCCACAAGAGACAUGUCAAAUCAACUACGCACAGAAUUGGGUUGUAAGAUAAGCUAUUGGAAGAUUUAUAAGGACAUGGAGCAUGAUAAGUCUAAUGUUAGGGGAACACAUGAGCACGGAUAUACAGUGCUUAAUGCGUACUGUUAUAUGUUUGAAGUUGCAAAUCCAGGAAGCAAGACGGGAUUGUCGCACGAUGAAAAUGGGAGGUUCAAGUACUUUUUUGUAUCAUAUGUCGCUUGGAUAACUGGUUUUCAAGAAAUGAGAAAAGUAAUAGCCGUUGAUGGGACAUUCCUGAGGAGCAAGUAUGAAGGAGUUUUGCUAUCAGCGGUGGCACAAGAUGCUGAGAAUCAUAUAUUUCUAGUGGCUUUCUAUGUUGUGGACAAGGAAUGUGAUGCCUCAUAUGAAUAUUUUUUUCAAAAUAUGAGAAGCCUUGUAGAUGAUACUGAUGAGUUGUGCAUUAUUUCUUAUAGGCAUCCAAGUAUUCGAAAGAUGAUUUCGAUUAUCUACCAUGCAUCUCAUUAUGGUUGUUGCAUGAGACACCUUGGGGAAAAUAUUCGAAAUAACUUUCACAAUUCAAAGGUAGAGACCCAUUUUUAUAAAGCAGCAAAGGCGUACGAUAGAUGUGAGUUCAAUGAACAUUUCAAUCAAAUAAGAGAUCUAGUACCAAAAGCGGCUAAAACUCUUGAACGUAUUGGAUUUCACAUAUGGAGCAGGGCAUUUUGCUCGGGAAAUAGAUAUAACAUUAUGACGUCAAACAUCGCGGAGUCAGUGAAUUCUAUGUUUGAUGUUGAAAUAGAAUUUCCCAUUGUCGCUCUAUUUGAUGAAAUAAACAGGAGAUUUGCACUUUUAUUUCACCAGAGGCAUAUGGAGCUAGUGAACUCUGCAAAUAGAUUUGUUCCUUCAAUUGAAAAAGACAUAUCAAAGUAUGUCAAUGCGGGCAAUAAGUUGUUGUCUCAUCAAAUCGCUAACUACAAGUUCAGUGUCACUGGUCAUGGUGAUGUUGCUGCGGUGGAUCUACAAAGAAGAACUUGUACUUGUAGAAUUUUUGACUUGGACAAAAUACCUUGUCCACAUGCCAUGGCAGCGCUUCGAGCCCAAUAUGGUGUCGAUUUUGGAAAUCAGAUUUAUGAGUACUCCUCUCCAUAUUAUUCAGUGGAAAAAUACAUAAUGACAUAUUGUGAGGAAAUUCACCCGGUGUCACCUGAAGAUUCUUGA